UGGAAAAUUGGUAAGAUUGACAAUUUGACAUCGACAUUUGGGGAUAAAUGAUAUACGUUUGCUACUCGCUUCCUUCUUCCUCUACUCUACUCUUAAGAUUAGUAUUAUAGUCUAUACUACUUCCUCACAUAAUAUUGGUUUAUGGUUUUAGAAUUCAUGGAAAAUAAACUCCUAUUCUAAGUUACGGAAAAACAAAAGAGAUCCCCAAAACUCAUCAAUCAAUCAUUCAAUCGAACGAUCGAUCGGUCGCAUUUCAUGGCCGGCACAAAGCCCGAUGCGGUGGUAAACGGCCACCAGCAGCCGUUGGAUCUGGUGACGAAGACGAUGAAAAUGAAGCUGAAGCUGAAGACGAAGCAGCAGGAACUUCUGAUCCGCGUGUCCAUCCUAUUUCUGGUGUACGUCUUGGCUUUCAUCACUCGUCUCUUCAGCGUUCUCCGCUAUGAGUCCAUGAUCCACGAGUUCGAUCCCUACUUUAACUACCGUACGACCCUCUUCUUGACCCAGAAGGGUUUCUACGAGUUCUGGAACUGGUUUGACUCCGAGAGCUGGUACCCUCUCGGUCGGAUCAUCGGCGGAACACUCUACCCGGGCCUCAUGGUCACUGCGGCCAUCAUCUAUUGGGGCCUGCGAUUCCUGCGCUUCGCUGUCCACAUACGCGAGGUAUGUGUUCUGACGGCACCAUUCUUCGCGUCCAAUACGACCUUGGUGGCGUACUUCUUUGGUAAAGAGAUUUGGGACUCUGGUGCCGGACUUGUUGCUGCUGCAUUGAUCGCAAUCUGCCCCGGUUAUAUCUCACGCUCGGUGGCGGGGUCGUAUGACAAUGAGGGUGUGGCGAUAUUCGCUCUGCUCCUCACUUUCUACUUGUUUGUGAAGGCUGUGAAUACAGGGUCUCUUGCUUGGGCUCUUGCCUCGGCUUUUGGCUACUUUUACAUGGUCUCCGCAUGGGGUGGUUAUGUGUUUAUAAUAAAUUUGAUUCCGCUUUACGUGUUGGUGCUUUUGGUAACGGGAAGAUAUUCGAUGAGGUUGUAUGUCGCUUAUAAUUGCAUGUACGUGUUGGGUAUGUUACUAGCUAUGCAGAUACGAUUCGUGGGUUUCCAACAUGUGCAGUCUGGGGAGCAUAUGGCUGCCAUGGGUGUCUUCUUCUUGCUUCAGGUUUUUAACUUUUUAGACUGGGUCAAGCACCUGUUAAGUGACACAAAACUGUUUCAAGCCUUUUUGAGGGUAACUGUUACCUCCGCUGUUGGUGUUGGCGCUGUUGCUUUGGGUGUUGGAAUGGCCUCUGGGUAUAUCUCUCCAUGGACAGGAAGAUUUUAUUCUUUGCUUGAUCCGACGUAUGCAAAGGAUCACAUUCCGAUUAUUGCGUCAGUCUCUGAGCAUCAACCAACAGCUUGGUCCUCUUUCAUGUUUGACUUCCACGUACUUCUCUUCCUUUUCCCAGCAGGUCUUUAUUUCUGUUUCAAGCGGUUGUCGGAUGCCACGAUAUUUAUAGUGAUGUAUGGCCUGACGAGCAUGUAUUUUGCUGGUGUCAUGGUCCGGUUAAUUCUUGUCGCUACACCGGCUGUUUGUCUUAUUAGUGCCAUUGCUGUGUCUGCAACAAUAAAGAAUUUGACUCAGUUAGUGAGGGCAAGUAACAAGGUUUCCCAAGCUAGUUCUAGCAAAGGAACUGGUAGUGUGAAGGGCUCUUCUAAGGUUACCAUUGAUCAAUCUCAGCCUUUCCAAAGGAACGGUGCUAUUGCAUUACUUUUUGGUGCAUUUUACUUGCUUAGUAGGUAUGCUACACAUUGCACCUGGGUCACAUCAGAGGCAUACUCAUCUCCUUCCAUUGUCUUGGCUGCGAGGGGUGCCCAUGGUAACAGAGUAAUUUUUGAUGAUUAUCGCGAGGCAUACUUUUGGCUUCGUCAAAAUACUCCUCCAGAUGCUAAAGUGAUGUCAUGGUGGGAUUACGGAUAUCAGAUCACCGCAAUGGGAAACAGAACUGUUAUAGUCGACAAUAACACCUGGAACAAUACACACAUUGCUACUGUCGGACGUGCAAUGUCAUCGUAUGAAGAUGAAGCAUAUGAGAUAAUGAGAUCGCUCGAUGUUGAUUAUGUAUUAGUUGUAUUUGGUGGUGUUACCGGUUAUUCCUCUGAUGACAUUAACAAGUUUUUGUGGAUGGUAAGAAUUGGAGGGGGAGUAUUUCCUGUGAUUAAGGAGCCCGAUUACCUUGUUAAUGGCGAGUAUCGUGUUGACAAAGGUGCAGCUCCCAAGAUGUUGAACUGUCUCAUGUACAAGCUAUCGUACUAUCGGUUUGGAGAGCUUACAACUGAAUAUGGAAAACCCCCUGGGUAUGAUCGAGCAAGGGGGGUUGAAAUCGGUAACAAGGACAUCAAACUUGAAUACUUGGAAGAGGCAUUUACGACCUCGAAUUGGAUUGUUCGCAUUUACAAAGUGAAACCACCGAAUAACAGGUGGUAAGUGAUGACUAUAUUUCUCUCCUCUUGAUGCGCGAUAGAGAAUGACAUGUCUGAUAAUUUAAUCUGUGAGUGCAAUCCUCUUGAAACAUAGUUGUAGCGACAGUAAACUGUAUAUUUUUGCCAAGAGGUUCUCAUAUAUAGCGGCUAAGACCCUUAACGUGUUCCGGUUCACCUACCUUUUUGGAGACGUUCCUUCUUCAAUUUAAGCUUUUGAGACGGGUUUUGUUUUGUUCAAAUUAAUAGCGCUGAGCAACAGUUUAAUGCCGAAUUUGACUGGUUCGAUUUGUUGUGCUAAGUACGUUGAUUGAGUA
Morus notabilis is the source of this 2767-nucleotide messenger RNA. RefSeq names its product dolichyl-diphosphooligosaccharide--protein glycosyltransferase subunit STT3B. Bases 256 to 2457 code for a protein of 733 amino acids. Gene Ontology annotation, cellular component: membrane. NCBI's taxonomy places the organism in Eukaryota, Viridiplantae, Streptophyta, Magnoliopsida, Rosales, Moraceae. The transcript is spliced from 7 exons. The record is from RefSeq and is a predicted model, not a curated record. Gene Ontology annotation, molecular function: oligosaccharyl transferase activity.